Molecule: messenger RNA, 2164 nt
Organism: Phyllostomus discolor (pale spear-nosed bat)
Lineage: Eukaryota; Metazoa; Chordata; Mammalia; Chiroptera; Phyllostomidae
Gene: RGS11
Product: regulator of G protein signaling 11
Exons: 17
Coding region: 324-1748 (474 amino acids)
Biological process (GO): regulation of G protein-coupled receptor signaling pathway; intracellular signal transduction; G protein-coupled receptor signaling pathway
Source: RefSeq, a predicted model, not a curated record
UCCUCUCUGAGCUCCCCUCCCUCUUCCUGAGCCCCUGUUCCCUCACAAGACCUCUCUCAAGCCCGCAUCUCCGGGCCCCACCUCAGGGCACCUCCCACAGGCACGCAGCCCCCCCAGCAGCCCCCCUCCAGCAAGUCCUCGCUGACACAGGCCUCAGUUUCUCCAGACCUGAGGGAAGACUUAUGAGGGUGGCCCGUCUGGUGCCGGCCCCUUCUCAGACCGGGAAUGGGACCUGGGGCUGGGCCCAGGAGGGUUAAUUCGGGCGUGGGGUGGGGCGGGGCGUCCAAGACGCCAAUACCGCCCGAGGGCUUCACUCCACAGCCAUGGCCGCUGGACCUGCCCACCCUGGUGGGCGCUCCUGUGCACAGAUGCCUCACCUGAGCAAGAUGGAGCGGAUGGUGUUGAGUAUGCAGGACCCCGACCAGGGCGUGAAGAUGGGGGGCCAGCGGCUGCUCAUAACAGUCAUUCCUCACGCGGUGACUGGCAACGACAUCGUGGAGUGGCUGAUCCAGAAGUACUGCAUCUCAGAGGAGGAAGCCCUGCACCUGGGCCUCCUGCUGCUGCGGCACGGCUACCUGUAUCCGCUCCGCGCGCCCUGCAGCCUCGUGCUCCAGCUCGACGGCACACUCUACAGGUUCCAGACACCCUAUUUCUGGACGAGCACUCUGUGGCUGGCUACUGAGCUGGAUUAUGCCAUCUACCUGGCCAAGAAGAAUAUGCAAAAGCAGGGGGCCCUGGCCAACCACGAGAAGGAACACUAUGACCAGCUGCACCGGAAAAUCGGCCACACGUGGGACCUGGUAGUGAUGCAGGCAAGAGAACAGCUGCGGGCAGCCAAGCAGCGCAAGAAAGGGGACAGGCUGGUCAUUGCGUGCCAGGAGCAGACGUACUGGCUGGUGAACAGGCCCCCGCCUGGGGUCCCCAGCGUGCUGGAGCAGGGUCCGGAGAGGGGAGCCUGCAUUGUCACGCGAGGGCAGAUGACCAAGAACAUGGAUUUCUAUAAAUGGGAGAUCGAGUACUGCAGGAAGGCGCUGGGCAGGAUCCGGGUGAAGUCCUCCGUCUGCCUUGAGGCGUACCUGAAGUUCAGCAGCCAACACGGGCCACAUGACCCCAUUACAUCAGGGUGCCUGCCCAGCAACCCCUGGAUCACAGACGAUGAUACCUACUGGGCCAUGAACACAUCCAGUGUGGCUGUACCCACAAAGCUCCGUGUAGAGCGAUGGGGCUUCAGCUUCCGGGAGCUCCUGGAAGACCCUGUGGGACGGGCCCAUUUCAUGGACUUUCUCAGGAAAGAGUUCAGUGCCGAGAACCUCAGCUUCUGGGAGGCGUGUGAGGAGCUGCGCCACGGAGGGCAGGCCCAGGUCCCUGCCCUGGCGGACUCCGUGUACCAGCAAUUCCUGGCCCCUGGCGCUGCCCGCUGGGUCAACAUCGACAGCCAGACAAUGGAGCUGACCCUGGAGGGCCUGUGCCGGCCCCACCGCUACGUGCUGGACGAUGCCCAGAUGCACAUCUACAUGCUGAUGAAGAAGGACUCCUAUCCGAGGUUCCUGAAGUCGGACGUGUACAAAGCUUUGCAGGCAGAGGCUGUGAUCCCCCCGGAGACAAAGAGACGAGUGUUCCCGUUCGUGUGGAGGCCGCGACAUUCGAGCCCCAGACCUGCUUUGCUUCCUGCCUCUGCCUCUGCCUCUGCCUCGGGGGACACUGCGGCUGCUGCCCACGGCCCUGGGGGUGGUGAUGGGGAGGCGUAGUUGGGCCCGAGCCUGGAGGAAGAAGCGACCGGCCUCGCCUCUUGUCACCCUUUUCUAGCCUAGGGCCCUGGCAGAGGCCAGACCCCCAGCAUGGGCACCCCUUGUGCACGGAGGGGCUGGCCUUGCUGUGGGGCACUCAGGUCUCUCUCAGGAUUCCGGGUGCCGACUUCCAGGGAGGGGUGUCAUUGGCUGAGCUUGGGUCACCUGGAGAAAUGUGGGACGAGAUGGGCUAACCAGACGAAGGCCAUGCUCCUGGUAUCAUGGUCUUCAGUUCGGUGCUAGAUGCCCACCCCCUCCCCAGAACCAUUACAUCGGUAGGGGGGCACCUGGGAGCCGGACGCACAGACAGGCUCUGCCCAGCAGGAGGAAAUUACCCACACUGCAAAGCUAAACUACCCACUCCCCUUUGCCAGCGA